Sorghum bicolor (sorghum) is the source of this 1596-nucleotide messenger RNA. Its product is annotated as peptidyl-prolyl cis-trans isomerase CYP28, chloroplastic. NCBI's taxonomy places the organism in Eukaryota, Viridiplantae, Streptophyta, Magnoliopsida, Poales, Poaceae. Gene Ontology annotation, cellular component: chloroplast. The record is from RefSeq and is a predicted model, not a curated record. Gene Ontology annotation, biological process: protein peptidyl-prolyl isomerization. The transcript is spliced from 4 exons. Gene Ontology annotation, molecular function: peptidyl-prolyl cis-trans isomerase activity. Bases 26 to 1294 code for a protein of 422 amino acids.
CACCAUCAGCAGCCCACCCACCCUCAUGGCGGCUUCUUCUAUUAUGGGCUGGCACUGGGCCUUUGCAGCCCGACUAAAAGGCCCAGGUUGUUGUCAAAAAAAAAAAGGCCCAGGUAGAUGCCAACAUGGCGAGGCGACGACGCAAGCUGAUCCUGAUCCGACGGCUGCGCGCCAGAAUCUCUCACCACCACACACACACACACACUGCCUCGAUCGUCCUCUCUUCUUCCUCUCCCCGCUCGCAAUCGCAAAUCGCAAUCGCAAUCGGUGUCUCCUUGCGAGAAAGAAACCGAGGAGGAUGAAAACAGGAAAGAUGGCUUUGCCUUCCUCAAGCAUGAGAGCUGCAUCCUCCACGGUUUACCCUGUCUACCUUAGUCUCCACCACCACCCCAACAACCACCAUGCUUCUUUGCGUCUCUCCAGAGCAAACCAUGACAAUACCCACAAAUGCACCCAGUCACCCAAAAUUCUUAGACGGUCUCUCUUCUCCCUACCUGCCUCAUUUCUUCUCCUCCACACAUCCUCCUCCCUUGCUGUAGAUGACACAAACACGCCAUCCACCUCCACAAUCGACACCACGAUUACAGAUCGCAUCUUCAUGGACUUCAGUGUCUGUCCAAGCUACUUUCGCUCAGACAGACCUCUGGGAGCCGAGCUUUCCUCAUGCCCUGAUUCUGAGCCUCUUGGUCGUGUUGUCUUUGGUCUCUAUGGUCGGCUUCUCCCCGUUACUACUGCCAAUUUCAAAGCUACGUGUACUGCAGCUGCAUAUAGGGGCACUCUUGUCCACAAGCUCCUUCAAGGACAGUUUUUUGCUGCUGGCAGACAAGGUUCUCGGCGUGACAAGGGUGAGGUCGAGCCUCCCUCGGGCCUUGUUAGGAAUUCUGAGACUGUUAACCCUAAAGCAUUCGAAUUAAGGCAUACAAGGCCUGGCACGCUUUCCUUAUGCCUUGGACAGAAUGAUGAUGAUGAUGACAUCAAGCUCAACCCUAAUUAUCACAAUGUUGAAUUCUUGGUUACUACAGGGCCAGGACCCUGUCCCGAGCUUGAUGGCCAGAAUAUUGUCUUUGGGACUGUAUUGGAAGGAAUGGAUGUUAUCACCAGCAUUGCAACCAUACCUACCUACAAACCAGCUGAAAGAAUCCGCCUCUUCAACGAUUUCGCACAGCUGAUUGGAGAUGAAAGGGCUCAAACUGCUCGGGCAAUGUGGAACCGCCCACUUAAGACUGUAUAUAUCAGCGACUGCGGGGAACUGAAAGUGACCAAACAAUCUCUUUCCCCUCCAAGCUUGCCAUGACUUGCAGUGUCAUGACAUUAUCCACAUAACCAAUUUUGUGUCUCUAUUGCUCGGGUCAUCUCUCUGUACUCUAUGAGGUGUAUAUAUUCUGUUAUUAAACUUAUGCAUGUUCCAUGAGCUGUAUAUAUAGCUUCUGUUAUUAACUUGUACAUGUUCCAUUGCUGACAAAAUGACUGUAUUAGAAUACUUUCUCGAUUCUCUUUCUAUAUAUCAGCUGCAGCUUGUAGAACCUUGGAACUCUGAUGAGUCAUGGCCAACUGUACAAUUUUUCCAUGUGGAAAACAUUGUUAUCGCUGAUACCA